Messenger RNA from Arachis ipaensis, 2220 nucleotides. NCBI's taxonomy places the organism in Eukaryota, Viridiplantae, Streptophyta, Magnoliopsida, Fabales, Fabaceae. The record is from RefSeq and is a predicted model, not a curated record.
UUUGAUGGAAGCUUGAUUGAGAUUGGUCAGAAGAGUCUAGAUGAGCCUGAGGUUCUCUAUCAUGAGUUAAAUUUGACUGAGUCCAUGCCUGUAAUAGGCCCAGAAGGUAGUCAUACUUCAUUUCUUCAGGAGGGUUGCUUUCCAGAGAUUAUAGAAAGCUAUAUUUUGUCAGACUUAUGCCCUCUGUCAGAGUUAUGCGUAGGUAUACAUUCUGAUGAGCCUUCUCUUCAAACAUUGAGGGAUGUAGAACAUAGAGAUAUUGGUAAAGAAACUGGUGGAUGGUAUGGAGGCAACUCUUUUGAAGUACUAGAAAAUCACAUUUCAGAGGAAAGUGAACAAAUUGGAUUAAUAAAGGCUUCAGAUCAUAUCAUGAUUCCAUCCAUUGAAAGUUCACCACACAGUGAGCCUUGUGGCCGUGUGGUUCUUAAAAAAAUUGAUAUAAGAUGGAAAAUGUAUGGGGGUUUGGACUGGCCUGAUUCAGGAAAAAGUGGACAGCAUUCUGGCAGAGAUACAGCUAUUUUGUUGGAAUUGGCAUUGUCUGGCAUGAAAUUUCAGUAUGAUGCAUUUCCCGGAGGUGGAUUACUUGUAUCUAAGAUGUCUGUGUCUGUUCAAGAUUUUUAUCUGUAUGACAGAGGCCAAGAUGCACCUUGGAAACUGGUACUAGGAUAUUAUCACUCAAAAGGUCGUCCUCGGGAAUCUCAUUCAAAAGCAUUUAAGUUGGAAUUGGAGGCAGUGAGACCAGAUCCUCUAACUCCCCUUGAGGAGUAUAGGUUAAAUGUUGCUGCUCUGCCUUUACUGGUGCAUCUACAUCAAUCCCAGCUUGAUUUUCUUGUUAAUUUCUUUGGGGGAAAAGCCUCCUCAAAUGAUCAGUGUCCUAAUAAUUUCCAAGAUUUGGAGGGUUCAAAAUCUUUGCCAGAGAGAAGUAAUGAUCUCGAACACUCUUCAAUUGCUCAGGAGGCACUGCUUCCUUAUUUUCAGAAGCUAGAUAUAUGGCCUAUUCUUAUUCGAGUUGAUUAUAGUCCCAAGCACGUAGAUCUAGCAGCAUUAAGACAUGGAAAAUAUGUAGAACUUGUAAAUCUUGUCCCUUGGAAGGGGGUUGAGCUAAACCUGAAACAUGUUCAUGCUGCUGGCAUCUAUGGUUGGGGCAGUGUUUGCGAAACAGCUGUUGGAGAGUGGUUGGUAGAUAUAUCACAGAGUCAGGUUCAUAAAAUACUGCAAGGGCUUCCUACUGUACGCUCAUUAAUUGCUGUUGGUACUGGUGCUGCUAAGCUGGUUUCAUCUCCAGUUAAAAACUAUAAGAAGGAGCGGAGAGUGCUCAAGGGAUUGCAGAGAGGUACCAUUGCGUUUCUUCGAAGCCUUUCUCUUGAAGCUGUUGGGCUUGGAGUUCAUUUAGCUGCUGGAGCCCAUGACAUUCUGCACCAAGCAGAGAUCCUUGCAAGCAAACCUUCUCCAGUUUCUUUGCCUCCGAAAGAUAAAUUGAACACGGAUGUUCGAUCUAAUCAACCUAAAGAUGCUCAAGAGGGAAUUCAACAGGCUUAUGAGACCCUCAGUGAUGGCUUGGGAAAAUCUGCUGCUGUGUUGGUUCAGAACCCCUUGAAAAAAUACCAACGUGGCUCUGGUGCAGGACCGGCAUUGGCAGCUGCAGUUCGAGCAGUUCCUGCAGCCGCCAUAGCUCCUGCUUCUGCUUGUGCCAGUGCAGUACACUAUGCUCUUCUUGGAUUCAGAAAUAGCCUUGAUCCCGAACGUAAACGAGAGUCCAUGGAGAAGUAUUGUCCAACACAACCAUGGGACGAAGAAUGAUUAAUGAUGGCAAUAGCGAAUGUUAAAUAUUUCUUGCUGAUUCUUUGUGCAGAUUAUUGUGUGAGGAUUGAGUAGUUGAUAGUCUUGCAUACUGACAGGAGAUUGAAGGAGCUCUAAAAAUCAAUGGCAGUGUCCUGUGUAUCAUAUCUGUACAGUAGCGGAACGGGGCAGUGAGCUGAUUCUUUAUGAUCAAGAUUAAUUGUAUAUAUAUCCUGUCCUUAUUCAAACGGAAGUCGUAGUAAGGUAUAGUGACCCAAUUGCUUUAGCCUAUAGUUAGAUCGUGUACAGAAUUAUUUAAUAUCAUUCUUUCAAAACCUUGAUAAUGAUAUCCAUGUAUAUUUACCAUUAUUUGUUGUAAAAUUUAGUGUGCAACGUUAUUAUUACUCACCUUACUGUCCAAUUUUUUAAUUUACUUUGCCA